Molecule: messenger RNA, 2808 nt
Organism: Stegostoma tigrinum
Lineage: Eukaryota; Metazoa; Chordata; Chondrichthyes; Orectolobiformes; Stegostomatidae
Gene: larp7
Product: La ribonucleoprotein 7, transcriptional regulator
Exons: 13
Coding region: 200-1945 (581 amino acids)
Biological process (GO): RNA processing
Cellular component (GO): nucleus
Molecular function (GO): mRNA binding
Source: RefSeq, a predicted model, not a curated record
AUUACCCGAGCUCCAAUAAACAAAGUGAAAAUGGUGCGAGCAAAAACUGGUCAUGUUUGCUGUUAAUGUUAUAGCGAGUAGAUGGGGGAAGAAAAAAAUAACAAUUCAAUCCAAAUAAAUAAAAGAUAGCAAAAACAAAAGCUCACAGUCGGAAUUUGGAGAAAUUGGAUCAUAAGUUUGUUGGUUUGCAUUGCUGAAUAUGGGAGAGACAGAGAAAGCAAAAAGUGAGACAACACGCACUGACUCGAGUAUCCAGAAAAAGGAAAAGGAGAAAAAGAAAAGGUCCAGGGUCAACAAGGUGCUUUCUGAGAUUAAAAAACAGGUCGAGUUUUGGUUUGGUGAUGUGAACCUACACAAAGACCGAUUCCUUCGGGAACAGAUUCAGAAAUCCAGAGAUGGAUAUGUUGACACUUGCGUGCUGACAGCAUUCAACAAAAUGAAAAAGCUAACCACAGAUGUAAAGUUAAUAGCAAGGGCGUUAAAAAACUCAAAUAUCGUUGAGCUGAAUAUAGAAGGAACAAAAUUAAGGCGUCGUGUGGCCUUGGGAGGUCAGCCACAAGAUGUUGAUGACCGUACAGUUUAUGCGGAGUUGCUACCCAGAAACGUUUCACAUGGUUGGAUAGACAGAGUGUUCAGUAAAUGUGGAAAUGUCGUCUACAUCAGCAUCCCUCGUUACAAAACAACUGGUGACCCAAAAGGAUUUGCCUUUGUGGAAUUUGAAACUGCAUCAGGAGCUCAAAAAGCUAUUGAGCUGUUGAACAAUCCACCAGAAGAUGCUCCACGAAAGCCUGGAGUUUUCCCCAAAACUGUAAAAAAUAAACCAGUUCCUGUGUUCAGCUCCACUGACAAUGUUGAUACAAACAGAAGUACAGAUGAGAAGAAAAAAAAGAAAAAAAAGAAACCUCGAAAAUCAGAAAACCAGUCAACUGCAGAGCCAAUGGAACAGUCCCACCCCAGCCUGGACAAAGGAAAGGGGAGCAGAAUGACAUCGGACUGUUCAGAAAAUGAUGUUGCAGAUCUCAGCAGAAGUAAGUCAAAAGGUGAGACACGGAGACGAGAUAAAACUGAAGAGACCAGUCGAAGAAAGCGGAAACGAAGUAGCCCUGGAAAGCUGGAUGAAGGAUCCUCUGCAAAAAUGAGAAAAAUCAGUGACAGAGAAAAAGAGAAGACAGAUAGUGAAAAAGACAUUAAAGAUAUUUCAACAGAAGAUGAGCGUGGUUCUGGAGACAAGAAGGAUGAGUCCCUGUCGAAAAGCAAGAGAAAAAGGAAAAAGAAACACAAAGAUAGGCACAAGGUAGAAGAAGAAGUUAUUCCUCUCAGAGUUUUAUCCAAGAAAGAGUGGAUGGAUUUGAAACAAGAGUACUUAAUGUUGCAGAAGUCCAGCAUGUCCACUUUAAAGAAAACUAUGCUACAAAUCAAACAGCAAAAUGGUGGAGAGCUGAUGGAUGUGACAGUCAAAAACAAAGAAGAACUUGAAAACAAUAAAGCAAUGGUUAACAAUGAAGGAGCCCAACCCUCUGUGAAGGUUAACACCCUGGGGCCUCAGUUUGUGAGUGGAGUCAUUGUGAAGAUCACCAGUACUGAAUCCCUGCUGGGCAGGAAACGGAUCAAGGAUGCUUUGUUGGAAACAUCAGAGGUUUUGUACGUGGACCUGCUUGAAGGUGAUACUGAGGGACAUGCUCGGUUUAAAACUCCUGCAGAUGCCCAGACUGUGAUGAGGGCACAGCGAGAAAUACAGAACAAGUACAACUGGAAACUUGAACUUCUCUCAGGUGACAGUGAACAACGCUAUUGGCAGAAGAUUUUGGUGGAUCGACAAGCAAAACUAAACCGACCCCGGGACAAAAAACGGGGCAUGGAGAAGUUGAUUGGCAAGGCCGAGAAAAUAAUUGUGGCCAAGACACACACAGCUGGCAAGCAUAUACAUUUCUCUGACGAAGACUGAAGAUGAUCACGCCAGUACUUUUUGUUCCAUUUCUGGAGUUGUUUUAAUACUCUGAAGAAUUUUAACAGUUUUGUACAGAUUUUGAAUAUCGUUUGCAUUGCGCAGUGAUAUUCACGAUCGUAGCUUUUAGAAAAUAUAGGAUAUGUUUGACUUUCUGAACAUUCUGUGUGUUAUUUGUGUUCUUAUUGUUUUGAUGUAAUGAUUUAAAAGCCAUAAAUCUACUUCCAUGAUUGUCUUUGGUUAUUAAAGCUGCUUAGUUGCAUUGAAAUAGCAGCAAGAUGACAUUGGAUACUCAUUUUCAGUGCUUAACUUUCUACAUAAAUGUAGAAUUUGGUUCUGUGAAACUGCAUUCAAAAUAGCCACUCUGUAAACUUUUAAUGUGCAGUUUUCUGUAAUGCAUUUUUAUGUAUUUCAUCAGAUCUCCACAAGCAUUCAGCAGUUGCUUGUGGAUGUGUCCUUGCCAGAUAUGGACAUUGAAACAAAAUUAAGUCAGGCAUGUGUGCUAUUUAUGAGGAGUUUUCAGAUUCUAAAAGUUAACAGUUCAUUCCUGGGUUUGAGGUAUGUGAUCUCAGUCAGCGAACCUCCACAUUUGGAAAGAGAAACAUCAUGCUGCUGAUCGCAAUAUCCUAGUUUCUGCUGAAAAUUGUACCCAUGUAGUCAUCAGGUGGGAGCGAUCUCCAGAGCUGGUCACAAGCUGUGGAAAAUGACGAUUUGAUUGAGAUACUGGAGUCUCCUGGUACAGCCUGUUGAGUAGAAAACUAUCUCACUUUGCAUUGGUAAUAAAAUGUGAGGCUGGAUGAACACAGCAGGCCAAGCAGCAUCUCAGGAGCACAAAAGCUGACGUUUCGGGCCUAGACCCUUCA